AUGCUGAGGUUGUCUUCCAUCGCUAAGAUUAGAGCUGGCGCAGCACGUAGGGUCCUUUUGGGCCCUUGCAGCUCAUCUUUCAGCCUUUACAAUGCACCAAAGAUGCAUACACUGUCGCCGCAGCUGUUUGCAAUACGUUCAAAAUUUAGCACAUCCACCAAACCGCCAUCUGAGGAUAAUAAGGUUCCUGUAGUCCAAAAGGCUGCGAAACCGUCCUUGUGGGCUAGGAUUAAACAUGAGGCAAGACACUACAGAGAUGGCACGAAGUUACUGUGGCUGGAGAUAAAGAUUUCUUUCAGGCUUCUUUUGAAGCUUUCUGCGGGCUAUCAGUUGUCUAGAAGAGAAUUGUUGCAACUCAAAAGAACCACUCAGGACAUCGUCAGACUAGUCCCAUUCGCAGCAUUCGUUCUAGUACCUUUUGCAGAGCUUCUUUUACCUGUCGCCUUGAAGUUGUUCCCAGAUAUGCUUCCUUCGACUUACCAGUCAAAGAAGGAUAAACAAUCAAAGUUGGAGAAUCUCAGGAAGACGAGAAAUUUGGUUGCUGGCAUCAUCAAGGAAGAUUUAUCCCAUUUCAAACCGGCAGAUAUAUCCAACGAGCAAAAGGCAGUUUUCAAUCGGUUCUAUGAACAUGUGCGUAAGACAGGCGAGCCUGAAUCACGUCAGCAGCUAAUUCAGGUGGCAAGACUCUUCAAGGAUGACACAGUAUUGGAUAAUGUUACGAGGUCGUACUUGGUCGCAUUAGCCAAGUAUAUCAACCUGCAGCCUUUUGGCACCGAUGUUAUGUUGCGUUACCGUAUCAGAUACAAGAUGUUGGAAUUGAAAAAAGACGACCUCUCAAUCUACUACGAGGGUGUGGAACAGUUGAGCCCUGCAGAGCUCUUCAACGCGUGUGCCUCAAGAGGCAUAAAGUGCAACAACGUAGAUGAAUCCACCCUGAGAGACAACUUGCGGAUCUGGCUAAAUAUGAGGCUGAAGGACAAGAUACCGUCUACACUGCUGAUCAUGGCCACUGCCUACAACUACGGUGAGGUAACCUCCAAGAAGUCCCUGUAUGAUGCACUUUGUGACGUGCUAAGUGGUAUACCGGAUGAAUUAUACCAUGAAGUGAAAGUCAACGUUGUGCAGGAAGAUGAUGUAUCGCCAAAGCAGAAGCUGGUCCAACUAAAGGAGCAGGAGGAAAUCAUGAAGGAAGAAGAACAACAAGAAAGAAACGCUAUUGUCAGGGUUAGAGACCAACUGAACUUGGACGACAUCGACCAUCCAGAGCACCACGAAGGUAAGCAGAUACCUCAAGUGAAAAAGUGA
Molecule: messenger RNA, 1305 nt
Organism: Torulaspora globosa
Lineage: Eukaryota; Fungi; Ascomycota; Saccharomycetes; Saccharomycetales; Saccharomycetaceae
Gene: YLH47
Product: Ylh47p
Exons: 1
Coding region: 1-1305 (434 amino acids)
Biological process (GO): intracellular monoatomic cation homeostasis
Cellular component (GO): mitochondrial inner membrane
Molecular function (GO): ribosome binding
Source: RefSeq, a predicted model, not a curated record